Molecule: messenger RNA, 1967 nt
Organism: Cottoperca gobio
Lineage: Eukaryota; Metazoa; Chordata; Actinopteri; Perciformes; Bovichtidae
Exons: 4
Coding region: 219-1928 (569 amino acids)
Source: RefSeq, a predicted model, not a curated record
GCGGAAGUUACGUAGCUAUCAGAGCGCCACAUACAUUUGUUUAUUUAUGUUGUUCUCGAUACAAAUGUGCAUUUAUGUGUGCAUGACUAUAUCGUAGCUAUGUUAAGAUGAAAUAUUUCAACAUGGUACGUGAAAUUAUUUAAACAUCAAUUGAUCUUCCCUCUUGUCGGCAAGAGAUUAGCAGUCUAAUUUACUGAGUCCCUCUGGAGUGAGAGACCAUGGGCCGUUUGGAUGAUGCUGCCAAACACAAAGUGGUGGAGCUGCGGAAGGCUGGUCUGAGUUUCCGCAAGAUCAAAGCUGUGCUGGAGCUGGAGAACAUCAAGGUGUCUGCCCAGGCCAUCUACCUGUUCCUGAGGGAGUUUCAAGGGAGGCCGCCAGGGAAGGUAAGACCUAUGGAGGCUGGCAGCACCACAUCAUCCGCACAGAUGCAGCAUCGAGCCGGGGAAAUACAAGAGAGCUGGAGUAACAUUCGUAUCCAAAAUCUUCUGCGUGAAGCAUCUCACCAUGCUGGCUUUGCAGCUGCUGCACAUUUAACCAAACAGACUUCCACAAAUCCAGACACUGAUGCAAAGCCAUCUGGGUCUGGGGAGACCAGUGGAGGCAGCAGACCAGAACAGCAUCAUGAGGGAGAUAAGGAAGAAAAUGACAUCCAGAUUGUGAGUGUAACCUCUCUUGCACAGAGCAGCCAACAAAGAACUCCUCAGUCGACUGUAACAAGAGCAGAAGCCGGUGCUGUGUCUUCCACACUAACAGCUUCUGGAGCAUUCAUGAGGAAGAGAGGGACACCUUCUCCAGCCACUAAUUCAAUGCUGGCAGCUCGAAAGAGGCUUUUGGAUAAAGCGCUGUCACACAGGAUGAAGUCAUUCCACCAGGUGGCGUCAUUAUUGAGGAGAGAUCACCCAAGUGUCCUAGGUGCUGAUUGGAGAAGUUCAAUACCACAACCACCAGAAACUUAUGAUCUGACCACUGAAAAGACUCUUAUGGAAGGUCAGUCCGGUGGGGGCUGUGCCACCAGACGUUUUCUCACACAGAGACCAGGUCUGUCUGUCCGUUCCCUUCACCCUCUCCCUCGAGUUGGCGUUCGUCUCCCUAACCGCUCACUAGCACCCUUAACAUCCUCGGCUCCCGGGGUCGCCGUCAUCCGUCUACAGACCCCUGGAUGCCAGGGCGCAACGCGUAGGGAGGGGAACCCAAGCCCCCAGCAGGCAGUCCAGGACACUGGAGGGAGAGGUGGUCUGCAGGAUCAGAUUCAGAACUUGGGCUCUGAGGUGCGCAGCUUGGGUCUGGCAGUGAAGAUGCUAGUGGAGCAGCAGUGCCGCCUGGAGAAGGAGCAGGUGCAGCAGACGCACAUCCAGAAGCAGAUCCUCAGCACUCUCCAGUGCCUCGCCACCAAACUGGGACGUUGUAGCAUUGUUCAACAGCAGCACAACAAAACACCAUCACCCUCUGGUUUGCCAACGGCUUCUGCAUCUACCUCCUUCAGCCAAGACACCUUCAACUUCAAUCAAGGCACAUACAUUCACUGCAGCCAAACCCAGCCACGCUACAACUCUUUAGAGAGUUUAGAAAAUGUAGAAACCUUUAAAGUGCCAGGACUGAGCCCUUCAAGCAUGAAUGGGUUUCCACCAUGUAGCAAUGCUGAGAACCUCCCACUUACUCACACUCCUCAUACACAAAUGUAUGCAUCUUCAUACCCGCAGCAAAACAGUCAAACACUAAUGCCACCCUACACACAGUCCUAUGUCUCUACAUAUAACCAGUCACAUGCUCAGACGUUUAGAGGAUCAGAGAGUAAAACAUCUGUUUUCCCAAGCAGCUGUUCAGCAAGGACUCUCCAGGACUGCAGUGUGUCCACCCAGCCGGUGAUGAACUCCAACAACUCUUUACAGGAUCAACAGAUGAAUAUUAUUAAAGUGGAAGGACCUUAGAGGCCUUCAGAUGCUUCAGUGUUUUGGGACCAUAAGGGC